AUGACUUGGGAAGAUGACUACAGAAGAGGGUGUACGUUCUUUGAGCAGCGAAAAUAUGAGGCAGCUUUGAGAUCUUUCAACAAAGCAGCCUGUGAAAAUAAGACGAAUGCAUCUACUUUCUACCAGAGAUCUCUCGUAUUGGAACGGUUAAACCGCUAUCGCGAAUCACUGAGGGACGUCCAGAAGGCCAUCGACCUCAUGCCAGAGUCAGAGUCAUGGAAGGCAUAUAGGCACUCCGCUGCACUUCUAUUAAAGAUGGGCAGACUUGAAGAGUCUCUGAAAAUGGUAGAUAUAGCCGUAGAACGUGCCGACGAGGACGACAAGAAAGAUGUCAUUCUCGUAGAUCUACGAGAACGAAUAAUGGAGGCACUUGAACCACGACCAUGCCAUUUCUCAAAAAUACCGGUGGAGAUAAGUACCGAAAUUCUCGCUCUGGUCGUCGACGGUGAUUAUGCAAAUAUGCUGGCUCUUACUCUAGUAUGCAGAGGUUGGCGAGACAUCGUCAAUAGGUCGUCGCGCUUUUGGCGUCACCUCGUUUUGACGCCAAAGACAAGACUGAAGCAGGCAGAUGCUACACUCGAACGUUCAGGAGGAACAUUGACUACUCUGCACAUUACUGGAGGAUUUUCGUUCAGUACUCGGCCCAGCAUGCUCAAGAGAGCUAACCCCGAUAUGUGGUCAAGACUUGAGACACUACACAUUACUUCCCAAAGCAGCCUUCGCUCCUUGUCUCUUCCACCGGGGACGGUUGAACAACUACAACUAGUAAAUCUUAAAUUGAGUAUGGAUAAAUUAGACAAUGUGACAUGGAUGGCCCUUGGUAAGAUGGACAAGUCGCGUCUCCGGCGUCUCAUGUUGCGUGCCAACAAUAGCGAACUCAUAUCGAGCAUCAGUUUCUUCUGCGCUUCUUUGACGACUCUCGAAUUGUGUUUACCAAUUACGGCAAGGAAGUCGCUCUCGAUCCUGAAGGGAACACCGAUGCUUGAGAGUCUGGAUCUCAAGUCCGACGCAACCGAAUACUUUAAUCUUGGGCAGGUUGAUCCUAUUGAACUUGCUCAUCUCAGAGAUCUUCGGCUCAACCAUUACUGGUACUCGAAAGAGUAUCUGCGAUACACUCGCGUUCCGAACGUCACAACGCUCACUAUAAUACACGUCCGUGAUCCGUUGGUUAUACCUCAAUACAUAACGAAGCUUGAACAUCUUCACCUUUCACAUUGCGUGCUCCCUGUUUCCGAUUUCAUCACUCUUCUUCGGACAUCAACGUCACUCAGAACACUUGAGAUUCCGCGGUGCAGCUUCCGCGGUGCCGAUGGAAAUGUUGUUAUUGAAGCAUUAGCGAGACCGAUACCAACGAGGAAGAAACAGGGUGCAUCUCAGAUGAUCUGUUGCCCACAGUUACAGACUGUAAACCUUUCCGGACUCAGUUGUCUAAGGACAAAUUCGGUCGUUCUACUUGUGAAGGCGCAUAUACACGGAGUAGUAUCCCCGCAUGACGAGCUCGAAUUAGCCUCUUCGUCGGAAGAGCCUCAGAUCAAACUACGUCGCAUCCUGACCUUGGUUCUUGACGAUUGCCUACUAUUUGACAGUAAUGCUUUAAAUUGGCUUAGGGCCAGCGUAACGCAUUUCAGCUUUAAAGGCAGACCACACUAG
Messenger RNA from Fomitiporia mediterranea MF3/22, 1650 nucleotides. RefSeq lists its product as uncharacterized. Bases 1 to 1650 code for a protein of 549 amino acids. The transcript is spliced from 3 exons. Gene Ontology annotation, molecular function: protein binding. The record is from RefSeq and is a predicted model, not a curated record. Lineage: Eukaryota; Fungi; Basidiomycota; Agaricomycetes; Hymenochaetales; Hymenochaetaceae.